Messenger RNA from Pipistrellus kuhlii (Kuhl's pipistrelle), 4560 nucleotides. RefSeq names its product lemur tyrosine kinase 3 (gene LMTK3). Gene Ontology annotation, biological process: protein phosphorylation. Gene Ontology annotation, molecular function: ATP binding; protein kinase activity. The record is from RefSeq and is a predicted model, not a curated record. The transcript is spliced from 15 exons. Lineage: Eukaryota; Metazoa; Chordata; Mammalia; Chiroptera; Vespertilionidae. The coding region runs from base 222 to 4415 and encodes 1397 amino acids.
AUCCCUUCAUCUGUCUGUCCCUUCAGAGAGGGGGAGGGGGGUACCCGAGCCAGACAGCAGCCCCUCCCUCCCCCUGUCCUGCGUCUCUCGCCCCUCUCCUGGGCGGGGGGAGGCCAGGGUCGCGCGGGUCCCCAUGGCUGGGGGCUGAGGGCCCGCCCCCCCUCCUCCCCAGCCGCCGCCGCCACCUCCACCUCCACUUCCCUCCCAUCACCACCGACAAGAUGCCUGCCCCUGGAGCCUUCCUCUUCCUCGCGGCCGUCUCCGCCUCCGGCUGCCUGGCGUCCCCGGCCCACCCCGAUGGAUUCGCCCUGGGCCGGGCCCCUCUGGCUCCUCCCUACGCCGUGGUCCUCAUUUCCUGCUCCGGUCUGCUGGCCUUCAUCUUCCUCCUCCUCACCUGUCUGUGCUGCAAACGGGGCGAUGUGGGCUUUAAGGAGUUUGAGAACCCCGAAGGGGAGGAUUGCUCCGGGGAGUACACUCCCCCAGCAGAGGAGACCUCCUCCUCCCAGUCGCUGCCUGAUGUCUACAUUCUCCCGCUGGCCGAGGUCUCCCUGCCCAUGCCUGCGCCGCAGCCUUCACAUUCAGACAUGACCACCCCCAUAGGCCUUAGCCGCCAGCACCUCAGCUACCUGCAAGAGAUUGGGAGCGGCUGGUUCGGGAAGGUGAUCCUGGGGGAGAUUUUCUCAGACUACACCCCAGCCCAGGUGGUGGUGAAGGAGCUGCGGGCCAGCGCGGGGCCGCUGGAGCAGCGCAAGUUCAUCUCGGAGGCUCAGCCCUACAGAAGCCUGCAGCACCCCAACGUCCUGCAGUGCCUGGGCGUCUGCGUGGAGACCCUGCCUUUCCUGCUGAUCAUGGAGUUCUGUCAGCUGGGGGACCUGAAGCGCUACCUCCGCGCCCAGCGGCCCCCCGAGGGCGUGUCCCCGGAGCUGCCCCCGCGCGACCUGCGGACGCUGCAGCGGAUGGGCCUGGAGAUCGCGCGGGGGCUGGCGCACCUGCACUCCCACAACUACGUGCACAGCGACCUGGCCCUGCGCAACUGCCUGCUGACCUCUGACCUCACCGUGCGCAUCGGCGACUACGGGCUGGCCCACAGCAACUACAAGGAGGACUACUACCUGACCCCCGAGCGCCUGUGGAUCCCGCUGCGCUGGGCGGCGCCCGAGCUGCUGGGCGAGCUGCACGGCUCCUUCAUGGUGGUGGACCAGAGCCGCGAGAGCAACAUCUGGUCCCUGGGGGUGACGCUGUGGGAGCUGUUUGAGUUUGGGGCGCAGCCCUACCGCCACCUGUCCGACGAGGAGGUCCUGGCCUUCGUGGUCCGCCAGCAGCACGUCAAGCUGGCCCGGCCCCGGCUCAAGCUGCCCUACGGGGACUACUGGUACGACAUCCUGCAGUCCUGCUGGCGGCCGCCCGCCCAGCGCCCCUCGGCCUCGGACCUGCAGCUGCAGCUCACCUACCUGCUGUCCGAGCGGCCCCCGCGGCCCCCGCCGCCCCCGCCCCCGCCCCGGGACGGCCCGUUCCCCUGGCCCUGGCCCGCCACCCACAGCGCGCCCCGCCCGGGCACCCUGUCCUCGCCGUUCCCGCUGCUGGACGGCUUCCCGGGCGCCGACCCCGACGACGUGCUGACCGUCACGGAGAGCAGCCGCGGCCUCAACCUGGAGUGCCUGUGGGAGAAGGCGCGGCGCGGCGCCGGCCGGGGCGGCGCGGCCUGGCAGCCCGCCUCCGCGCCCCCCGCGCCCCGCGCCGCCCCCGCCAACCCCUUCUACGAGGCGCUGUCCACGCCCAGCGUGCUGCCCGUCAUCAGCGCCCGCAGCCCCUCCGUGGGCAGCGAGUACUACAUCCGCCUGGAGGAGCACGGCUCCCCGCCCGAGCCCCUCUUCCCCAGCGACUGGGACCCCCUGGACGCGGGCGCGCCGGCCGCCCCGGCCCCCCAGCCGCCCUCCGAGGUGCCCCAGCUGGUGUCCGAGACCUGGGCCUCCCCCCUCUUCCCGGCGCCCCGGCCCUUCCCGGCCCAGGCCGCGGCCGGGGGCUUCCUCCUGAGCGGCUGGGACCCCGAGGGCCGGGGCGCGGGGGAGACCCUGGCGGGGGACCCUGCCGAGGUGCUGGGGGAGCGGGGGGCCGCGUGGGCCGAGGAGGAGGAAGAGGAGGAGGAGGAGGAGGAGGAGGGCAGCUCCCCGGGGGAGGACAGCAGCAGCCUGGGGGGCCCGGGCCGCCGCAGCCAGCUGCCCUGCCCGCUGUGCAGCCGGGAGGGCGCCUGCUCCUGCCUGCCGCUGGAGCGCGGCGAGGCGGUGGCCGGCUGGGGGGGCCACCCCGCGCUGGGCUGUCCCCACCCCCCGGAGGACGACUCGUCCCUGAGGGCCGAGCGGGGCUCCCUGGCCGACCUGCCGCUGGCCCCCCCCUCCUCGGCCCCCCCCGAGUUCCUGGACCCCCUCAUGGGGGCCGCGGCGCCCCAGUACCCCGGGCGGGGGCCGCCCCCCGCUCCCCCCCCCCCGCCGCCGCCUCCCCGGGCCCCCGCGGACCCCGCCGCGUCCCCAGACCCCCCUUCGGCCGUGGCCAGCCCCGGCUCAGGCCUGUCGUCCCCGGGCCCCAAGCCGGGCGACAGCGGCUACGAGACCGAGACCCCUUUUUCCCCCGAGGGAGCCUUCCCCGGUGGGGGGGCGGCCGAGGAGGAAGGGGUCCCUCGGCCGCGGGCUCCCCCCGAGCCCCCCGACCCGGGAGCGCCCCGGCCGCCCCCAGACCCGGGUCCCCUCCCGCCGCCGGGGGCCCGGGAGAAGCCGGCCUUCGUAGUCCAAGUGAGCACCGAGCAGCUGCUGAUGUCGCUGCGGGAGAACGUGACGCGGAACCUCCUGGGGCCCCGGAGAGCGGGCAGAGGCCCCGGGAGCCCGGAGACAGCCCGGGGCCCCAGCAGCGCGGACCCGAGCCUGCCCGUGAGCGGGGCGACAGUGCUGGAGAACGGGGCGCAGACGCCCCCCGGCACCCGGGAGAAGGUGGCCGAGAACGGGGGCCCGGAGCUCCCGGGGAGCGAGGAGACGGCGCUGGAGAAUGGGGAGCUGACGCCCCCAAGGAGGGCGGCGGAGACGGCGCUGGAGAAUGGGGAGCCGAGGUCCCCGGAGAGAGGAGAGACAGCGCUGGUGAAUGGGGGGCCGACGCCCCCAAAGACGGAGGAGACGGUGUCAGAGAAUGGGGGCCCGAGACCCCCCAGGGACCCCGAGAGGCCGCCGGAGACUGGGCCUCGGAGAGCCCCGGGGCCCUGGGAGAAGGAGCCGGAGAGAGCCCCCCCGCCCGGCCCGGCCCCCAGGAGCGCGGCGGCGGAGCCGGGGACCACGAGGAGAGCCCCCGAGACUGGGGGGGCGCCGAGAGCCCCCGGGGCUGGGAGGCCGGACCUCGGGAGUGGGGCCCGAGCCCCAGCGGGCACGGGGACGGGCCCCGGCGGAGGCCUCGGAAGCGGCGCGGACGCAAAGGCAGGGCGGGCCGGCAGCUCGAGGCCGCCGCCGCCCCCGAGGGAGGCCCCGGCGAGGAGGCCGGAGCCCGCGCCCCCGAAGGCCAGGCCGGAGGCGGCCCCCGAGGGCGAGGCCGGGGCGCCCGGCAGCCGGCCCGGAGGAGACCUGGCACCCAGCGCAGACGGGGACCCCCCCAAGCCCGAGAGGAAGGGCCCCGAGAUGCCGCGGCUGUUCUUGGACUUGGGACCCCCUCAGGGGAACAGCGAGCAGAUCAAAGCCAAGCUCUCCCGGCUCUCGCUGGCGCUGCCGCCGCUCACGCUUACGCCGUUCCCGGGCCCGGGCCCGCGGCGGGCCCCGUGGGAGGCCGCGGACGGCGGGGCGGCUGGCGGGGAGGCCGGCGGGGCGGGGUCGCCGGGGCCGGCGGAGGAGGACGGGGAGGACGAGGACGAGGAGGAGGAGGAGGAGGAGGACGAGGCGGCGGGCGUGGCGGCGGGGCCGCGGGGCCCCGGGAGGUCCCGGGCAGCCCCGGUGCCGGUCGUGGUGAGCAACUCCGACGGGGACGCGGCCCGCCCGUUGCGGGGGCUGCUCAAGUCGCCGCGCGGGGCCGACGAGUCCGAGGACAGCGAGCUGGAGAGGAAGCGCAAGAUGGUCUCCUUCCACGGGGACGUGACGGUCUACCUCUUCGACCAGGAGACGCCGACCAACGAGCUGAGCGUCCAGGGGCCCCCCGAGGGGGACUCGGACCCGUCCACGCCGCCAGCGCCCCCGACGCCUCCCCACCCCGCCACCCCCGGAGAUGGGUUUCCCAGCAACGACAGCGGCUUUGGAGGCAGUUUCGAAUGGGCGGAGGAUUUCCCCCUCCUCCCCCCGCCAGGGCCCCCCCUGUGCUUCUCCCGCUUCUCCGUCUCGCCUGCGCUGGAGACCCCGGGGCCCCCCACGCGGGCCCCCGACGCCAGGCCCGCAGGCCCUGUGGAGAACUGACCCCCCAAAGACCCGACCCCCCUGCGCCCCCAGAAGAGGGGUUGAGGAUGGAAACCUCUGUGGACGACGGAGCCACUGCCACCACCACAGACGCCGCCUCUGGGGGGGCCCCUGAGGCCGGGCCCUCCCCCUCCCCCACCGCGUG